GUCUUUGACAUCGAUGAAUUCACCAAACCCAGUCUCUCAAAUAAAAAUGAUAAGUUAUGUGUUUGUGAAGCUGAAGGGCCUGUUUUUGGGAAUUUUAACCCUCUUCAGACGUGCUCUCUGCUUCUCUCGCCGGCGAGGACAAUCUCUGGACUCUGGCGAUGAAGUACUUCAGGCUGUUAGUGUCGUAACUAGCCACAGGAGCUCUAGAAAUAAGAAUGAGCCGGAAAGAGAUUGGAACACUUGGGAUGAGUCGCCGAGGACUGUAGAAGAGCACAUUGAAGUAUACAGACAGAAACUAGCCAGAAGGUCUGAUGAGAAGAAUGAUACAAGGGAGCCGGAUAUGGAUUUCUUUGGGGUAAGACUUUCACUAUAUCACGUGUAAAUACGAUACCCAGAC
Phlebotomus papatasi is the source of this 397-nucleotide messenger RNA. RefSeq lists its product as uncharacterized. Lineage: Eukaryota; Metazoa; Arthropoda; Insecta; Diptera; Psychodidae. The record is from RefSeq and is a predicted model, not a curated record. Bases 14 to 382 code for a protein of 122 amino acids. Gene Ontology annotation, cellular component: secretory granule. The transcript has 2 exons.